Molecule: messenger RNA, 504 nt
Organism: Rodentolepis nana
Lineage: Eukaryota; Metazoa; Platyhelminthes; Cestoda; Cyclophyllidea; Hymenolepididae
Source: the annotation of a GenBank genome assembly
UUGACUUCUUAUCCUAAUUUCCAGACUUUCGGACGAGCUAGUUCAACACCAGGUUCAACCGUGAAAGUGCACCCUCCAAAAACUUCCACUACCAACGGCGGUGUUCGACCGUCAUCUGUUGCUAAGACAGCAGACACCAGAAUGGUUCGACCUCGAGUUCAGCCAACCCCGCGUAGAAUCCCUCUAAAUCCUUCCUUAUCUUCACAAAAUCAGAAUCCAACACCGAAUGGAAGUCCCUCCUUAGUCAGCCCCUUGAAACCAACCUCCCUUGCAUCUCCUUCAUCAUCUGUAAUGCGUGGAAAGCUACGAACGGCUUUCUCUACCUUCCGACGUUCAACGGAUAUAACUUCUACGAGAUCGCCCAUUUCAACUCCUCCCCUCCUCGCUCCAAAAUGUUCUUCUCCGCCUCCACCACCACCUCAUCGUACUACGGUCCUUUCAAAUGCCCCCCUCCACUAUGACAGUGCUCCAAUGCGAGUCCUACAUCCCCAACCGCCCUUUUAA